Messenger RNA from Cylindrotheca closterium, 1053 nucleotides. The record is from the annotation of a GenBank genome assembly. Lineage: Eukaryota; Bacillariophyta; Bacillariophyceae; Bacillariales; Bacillariaceae.
AUGUCCGCAUUUGGAACCAACACAGGAACUAGAGUAAACUCCAUUGCUCCCCAAGAUUGUAAUGUUCCACAAGCAGGAAACGACGGAAUCAGUUCAUUGAAGUGGUCGCCAGCAGCCAACUUUCUGGUAUCCACCAACUGGGACGGUGGUGUCCGGUGUUGGGAAGUGCAAGAACAAGGGGGACAAGUACGCGCCAGCCCUAAAGCACAAGUCAAUCAUGAUUCUCAAUCUCCUGCUCUACAUUGCUGUUUCAGUCCCGAUGGUUCCACCGUAUUUUCAGGAGGAGCAGAUAAAGCCGUGAGGAUGUGGAAAUUGGGAGAAAAUCCACCAGGUGGCAUCGCACAACAGAUUGGAAACCAUGAUGCUCCGGUCAAAGCGGUGGGCUUCUUGCAACCUAGCAGCCUGGUCGUCAGUGGAGGUUGGGAUCGAAAACUGAAGUUCUGGGACAUGAGAACCAACAAUCCAGUUGGUACGUUGGAUAUGCCCGAGCGUGUCUACGAUCUGGACGUACGGGGCAACUUGAUGUGCGUCAUUACAGCCAAUCGUAGAAUGAUGAUUUACAACGUCGGUACACCGCAGCCCACCCUGGUGCAAAAUAAAGAAUCUCCACUGAAAUUCCAAAGUCGAUGUGUAUCUUGCUUCCCGGAUCAAACCGGGUUUGCCAUUGGAGGAGUAGAAGGACGAGUUGGUAUUCAAUACGUUCAAAAGGUUGGAAACAAAGAUCAUUUUGCUUUCAAGUGUCAUCGAAAAGACAACAAUGCGUUCAGUGUGAAUGCCAUUGCCUUUAACAAUCAAUAUGGAACCUUUGCUACAUGUGGAGCCGACGGUGUCGUCAACUUUUGGGAUAAGGACAAUAAACAACGAUUGAAGGGUUUCAAUCCGAUUCAAAGAUCGAUCCCUUGCGCAGCUUUUAACGCCCAAGGCAACCUCUUUGCUUACGCAAGCAGCUAUGAUUGGAGUAAGGGAAGUGGAUACCACACCCCUGGAUCGCCAAAUGAAAUAUACAUCCAUUAUACGCCGGAAAACGAAAUCAAACCCAAAGCAAAGCGAUAA